UUAAAGGCAGACGAUGAGCACUACAUCCCACGAGCUGUGCUGCUGGACCUGGAGCCUCGAGUUAUCCACUCCAUCCUGAACUCCCCUUACGCCAACCUCUACAACCCAGAAAACAUCUACCUUUCUGAGCACGGAGGGGGAGCUGGGAACAACUGGGCCAGUGGCUUCUCACAGGGAGAAAAAAUCCAUGAAGAUAUUUUUGAUAUAAUAGACAGAGAGGCUGAUGGGAGCGACAGUUUGGAAGGGUUUGUGCUUUGCCACUCCAUUGCUGGUGGAACGGGCUCCGGGCUGGGCUCUUACCUCCUGGAGAGACUGAAUGACAGGUAUCCCAAGAAGCUGGUGGAGACCUAUUCGGUCUUCCCAAACCAGGAUGAGAUGAGCGAUGUUGUAGUCCAGCCGUACAACUCUCUGCUGACACUGAAGAGGCUGACUCAGAACGCUGACUGCGUGGUAGUUCUGGACAACACGGCCUUGAAUCGGAUCGCAACAGACCGGCUGCACAUUCAGAACCCAUCGUUCUCUCAGAUAAACCAGCUGGUCUCCACCAUCAUGUCUGCCAGCACCACCACGCUCAGGUAUCCCGGGUACAUGAACAACGACCUCAUCGGACUGAUAGCCUCAUUGAUCCCCACCCCCCGGCUGCACUUCCUUAUGACGGGGUACACGCCACUCACCACCGACCAGUCGGUGGCCAGUGUGAGGAAAACCACAGUCCUGGAUGUGAUGAGAAGAUUGCUGCAGCCUAAAAACGUGAUGGUGUCCACAGGGCGAGACAGGCAGACCAACCACUGCUACAUCGCCAUCCUCAACAUCAUCCAGGGGGAGGUGGAUCCCACACAGGUUCACAAGAGUCUGCAGCGGAUCCGGGAGAGGAAGCUGGCCAACUUCAUCCCCUGGGGUCCUGCCAGCAUCCAGGUGGCUUUGUCCCGCAAGUCCCCCUACCUGCCGUCUGCACACCGCGUCAGUGGCCUAAUGAUGGCAAACCACACCAACAUCUCCUCGCUGUUUGAGCGGACGUGCCGGCAGUACGACAAGCUCCGCAAGCGAGAGGCCUUCCUGGAGCAGUUCCGCAAGGAGGACAUCUUCAAGGACAACUUUGACGAGCUGGACAACUCCCGGGAGAUCGUGCAGCAGCUGAUUGAUGAGUACCAUGCGGCCACGCGCCCCGACUACAUCUCCUGGGGCACACAAGAGCAGUGAGCGCCCUGGCAGGGGGUGGGAGGGUCCCACGGCCACCUCCAUGCACGCCGGCAGGACUUGUCUCGGCCAUGCCCACAUUUAGCACCCCUCAGCGCU
Molecule: messenger RNA, 1296 nt
Organism: Phaethon lepturus (White-tailed tropicbird)
Lineage: Eukaryota; Metazoa; Chordata; Aves; Phaethontiformes; Phaethontidae
Product: tubulin gamma-1 chain
Exons: 9
Biological process (GO): mitotic spindle organization; cytoplasmic microtubule organization; mitotic sister chromatid segregation
Cellular component (GO): cytoplasm; nucleus; centrosome
Molecular function (GO): structural constituent of cytoskeleton; GTP binding
Source: RefSeq, a predicted model, not a curated record